AUGGUGGACGGGUACACAAACACCGGGUUCAGUGGCCGCAGGUCUCGCCCGGGCAAGUCGCAUCUGACGGUGGAGAGCGGUGUAAAGAGCGUGCCUUUCCCCUCCGUACAUUCCUCCCUUCCUCUCUUGUACCUCUCCUAUCUUCCUCCCUUCCUCUCUUGUACCUCUCCUAUCUUCCUCCCUUCCUCUCUUGUACCUCUCCUAUCUUCCUCCCUUCCUCUCUUGUACCUCUCCUAUCUUCCUCCCUUCCUCUCUUGUACCUCUCCUAUCUUCCUCCCCUCCCUCCCCUUCAUCCUCCCUCCCUCCCAUCCUUACCGCCGCAUCCGAGUGCCUUUGUCCACUUCCAGGAUGCUCUCUCCCCCCUCUGUACCUUCGUCCACUCCGAGCCUUCUUUUACCUCUCCAAUUUUCCUCCACUGCCUACCCGCAGCCCGCCAUCCCUCCCUCACUCACUCACCGGCGCAUCAGAGUGCCUUUGUCCACUUCCAGGAUGCUAACUUCCCCCGACGGGUCGAUUCUAAUCCACGACCGCACGCCCUGCCCGCGCUUCUUCUUCGGCCCCAUCGGCGGAGGAGGCGGAGCCCCCGCUCCCCCGAACCCUCCGCCUACUCCUCCCGCUCCCCCUAACCCUCCGCCUCCGCCUCCCCGCAGGCCGUUGGUGACCGCGCUAGUUCCCGUUCCCCCCGAUGCUAUCGAGCCGGACGCGGACGAGGCGGAUCCUAGGUCCCUACUGGCGGCAGUGCCCGUAAAAUGCGGCGUGAGUAGCGGCGAGAGGCGCGGGGAUAAUGGCGCGGCAGAGGGAGCUGGAGCAGGUGGGGGUUUUCCGCCUAGGCGGAACUGGGCUUGCGGAGGACCGGGGAGAGCGGCGGAGAGCCCGCCAACUGGGGGAGGCUGCGGGGGGAUGAUUGUGGGUACGGGAGGUCUGCGCGGAGGAAGCAGUGGCUUCUUCAAAUCCGCCUUUAAAUCGGCCAUGGCGUUCAGGGUGCUCGACGUGAAUGGCGAUGGCAAAAUCUCCCCUCAAGAGCUGAGGCAGGUUCUGGAUCGCAUGGGGUGGGCGGACGAGUCGGCCAUGCAGGAGCUGAUGGCGAAGGCGGACACCAACGGCGACGGACUGAUUGACUUCGAGGAGUUCGUGCAUUCGUCGCUUAACCACGCGGGCGCGGGCGCACGUGACGGCGGGGCAGGCGGUAUUGUGGAGGAGGAGGCGGAGGAAGGGGAGGAGGACCUGCGCAAGGCAUUCGAGCUGUUCGACUGCGACGGCGACGGUAGCAUCACCGCUGAGGAGCUCCAGAAAGCCAUGCGCAUGCUGAGCGGCGACAAGCUGAGCAUGGAGGAGUGUCGCACGAUGAUUGCACGGGUGGACGUGAACAGAGACGGCCGCGUCAGUUUCUCGGAGUUCAAGGGCAUGAUGGACGGUGUGCUUCGCUGA
Molecule: messenger RNA, 1428 nt
Organism: Closterium sp. NIES-65
Lineage: Eukaryota; Viridiplantae; Streptophyta; Zygnematophyceae; Desmidiales; Closteriaceae
Source: the annotation of a GenBank genome assembly